GACGUCAUCCUGCUUCUAAGUGCUUUGGCACAGGAUUGGCAAGGUGAGGACUACGACAUCCUUCAUCGCAACUGUUGCCACUUCAGUGAUAUGCUCUGCAGACGCCUGGGAGUCGGUCCUAUACCUGACUGGAUCACGAAUUUGGCUGGCGCCGGCGCCCAGGUGUGGUCCGACCCGACAAACCCGGCUUCCCUUCGUCAGGAAACAGGGCUGCGGCAUGCUGUCUCAGGAGUGCGAGCAGCCGCCGUCAUCGCGGCAGCAAAGGCCGUGGAGCUGGAGCACGAGCUCGAGCUGGCCAUCAAGCAGACAGUCACUGAUGGAGCCACGCACCUGAUGGAGCUGGACCAGAGGUACGCGAUCAGUGAGUCGGCUUCGGAAAUCGCCUGCAAUGCAGGUGACAUGGUUCGAGCGGCCGCCGAUGCCGUCGAGCAGGUGAAUGAUGCUACGUCCACUGUGGUCCACAAGGUGACCGAGGCGGCCAUCCACCGCUCGGCGAACCUGGCCUGUGAUGCGAUGACACAGGUUGCCCGGGCUGCUCCGCCGAUCGACUCCUUGGGGUACAUGUGUCUCGGAACCCGGAAGCCAGGGCGGAAGAUCCGCUACUGA
Messenger RNA from Symbiodinium necroappetens, 606 nucleotides. The record is from the annotation of a GenBank genome assembly. Lineage: Eukaryota; Dinophyceae; Suessiales; Symbiodiniaceae.